Messenger RNA from Pecten maximus, 3212 nucleotides. RefSeq lists its product as uncharacterized. Bases 276 to 2333 code for a protein of 685 amino acids. The record is from RefSeq and is a predicted model, not a curated record. NCBI's taxonomy places the organism in Eukaryota, Metazoa, Mollusca, Bivalvia, Pectinida, Pectinidae. The transcript is spliced from 2 exons.
GUCGAGAUUAUAGCAGGCUAAGGGAACACUGUUAGCCUAUAGCUAUAUGAUAUUAUGUUAGGUGUGUCACAAAUGACCAAUGGCGAUUCAGGGGCUAAACACAACUCCCACGUGCGCACGAGAGGUCGGAUCUGUAUUUAUAGGACAUGGUGAUAUCAUUAUUUGAAUGACAUGCGUACCAUCCCGACUCCACUUCCGCUAGUCCAGUUCCGGUUUUCCGAAAGCACUCAUCCCUGUCUUCGUCUCUAACCCUGCCGGCCAUUUCCGGUAUCCCCAUGAUGCAAACUUCAUCUAACGGGUAUUUCUUCCUCGAAAUCCCUCACGUAAUUCUCCUUGCCACCUACAGUAUUUGGAUUUUUACCUACGACAGUAUGCUAUCAAUAAUGAAGGGAAAACGGAAGUCACAAAAACAAAACCGGAAGUUGAUCAUGCUUGCAGUCUCUACAUUGUUUGUAAUGUAUAUGAUGUCGAAAUAUACACUGACACCAAGAUUCACUUUCACAAAUGAAAACGUGUAUGGAAAGUGCAUAAUACCAAAUCUUAAUCCUUUUGACGAAUCUAUCAAGAAAUUUGAAUGGCACCCGAAUAAGAUUAAAUGUGAAAGUAGUCCGACAUUUGUAUUUGUGGAUGACGAUGGAUUUCUCCAGUAUAAUGAAUCAGCCGUCCAUCAGGGGAAUUUGGCGAAAGUCACUUGUGUAUAUAGCGUCGUUAGUAGACAGAAGGGUAACGACGACUACGUGGACUUUGGACCGGAAGUAGUACUCAAAGAACCAACAAGGGUCAUCGGGGAUUAUUUCCGGGUUAAAUGUAAAGAUUCUAGUUCUAGAAACGUUUACGAUGUCAUGCAUUACCAAAUUGAUUCAAAGACUGUGCAAGACAGUAGAAACAUACAACGCGAAACCGAUGAAAAGUUCAGCAUUUUAAUUCUUGGUGUUGAUGCUGUUUCGAGGUUGGCAGCUAUAAGGAAGCUGCCGAAAACAUUCGCCUACCUCCGUGAUGAAAUGGGUGCAUUCGAGUUCAAAGGUCAUAUGAAGGUAGCUGACAACACAUUUCCAAAUGUCGUACCGAUGCUAACUGGGAAAAAGGCGUACUCGAACGAGCUUCCUUCUGAUGACGUCAGCUCGGUGAAAUUUGACCGUUACCCAUUCGUGUGGUAUCCCCUGGCCAAAGCUGGGUACGCUACGCUUUUCUCAGAAGACUAUGCAGACAUCAAUAUGUUUAACCUUGGCAAGGCAGGCUUUAACACCCAACCAACUGACCAUUAUAUGCGGCCCUACUGGCGGGGAAUAAAGAAAAUGGACCUACUGGGCACUAUCAUCAACUCCGCUUUAAUGGGGUUCGAAGAUCAGAAAUUAAGUCUGAAAAAGACUUCAACACUGUGCUACGGAAAUACACCAAAACACGUCUUGUCUUUGAAUCACAAUAAAGAAUUCAUCAAACGUUAUAGUCAAAAGUUGCGGUUCAGUUUCACGUGGCUUAACGAGAUAAGUCACGAUUAUGUUAAUUUCCUAGAAUUAGGGGAUGACGAUUUUAAAAACUUCUUUCAGUGGAUCAAUGAGAAUGGACAUUUCGAUAAUUCAUUUGUGAUAUUUCUAAGUGAUCACGGAUCUCGAAUAGAUUCCAUUCGGAACACUUACAUCGGUCGUAUAGAAGAGAGAAUGCCAUUACUACAAAUCGCAGUCCCGCGUAAACUUCGGGAAAAAUAUCCAUCACUAGUAGAAAAUAUGCAAGAUAACACGCAACGUUUAACCACACAUUUUGACUUCCAUGAAACAUUACUUGAUAUCAUGAAUUCCAAUUUCGGUUCUAAUUAUGUGGCACCGGAAUCAGCAAGGGGUAUAAGCCUCUUUUCACCAAUUCCAGAAUCCCGGUCCUGCGCACAGGCUGGAGUUCCAGAACACUACUGCGCAUGCUAUGGAUCUGAAGAAAUACCCGUUGCAUUGCCAAUAGUGAACAAAAUAGCUUUAUUUGUAGUUGAUGAAAUCAACACCCUUUUGAGCGUACAUAGUGAUUUAUGUGAAAAAUUAGCAUUAAAAGAAAUUAAACACGCCGAAAGGAUCGAACUAGGCCUGAAAGCGAAUGGCGAUGUUGAGUUUUUCUCGUUUCGGCAGUUUUUUGAGGAGCCUGAGAAACGAAAGGAUGAGAGAUACUUAGUUCUAAUAGAAACCUUUCCUGGAAACGCUCUUCUGGAAGCAACAGUUCUUGUUCGAAAUCACAAACGAUUUCAGUUACUAGGACAAGUGAGUAGAACAAAUAAAUACGGUAAACAGUCGCAUUGUGUGAAGGAAGAUUCUCUUAGGCUGUACUGUCUCUGUAAACAGGCCGCAACAUGAGCUAGUAUGAGCCUCGAUAUGAGCUAGUAUGAACCUCGAUAUGAGCUAGUAGGAGCCUCGAUAUUAGCUAGUAGGAACCUCGAUAUGAGCUAGUAGGAACCUCGAUAUGAGCUAGUAGGAGCCUCGAUAGGAGCUAGUAGGAGCCUCGAUAGGAGCUAGUAGGAGCCUCGAUAGGAGCUAGUAGGAGCCUCGAUAGGAGCUUGUAGCAGUGUUCUGUGGCGGUCUGACACGAUUUGUAGAACCUAAUCUUCCUUGGCGGAUUUAGCUGAUCCUUCUAGAUGAGGAAAUCUCACAGACUGCAGACUAUAUAGAUUGGAGUAUUUAAUGCUUUAGAAUGUGUAUAAUAAUCGAGAUUUGUUAAACAUGGAAAUCUUUCUUCGACGGAGUCACAUCCUAACGAUUUUCAUAUAUAUAGUUAGAUUAUAUAUUUUCUACAUUCUAGCUGAAAGAUUUUUUGCUGAACACAUGAGAAGAAAUCUCAACAGUUUAACUCGAGCAUUGUCCUCACUCACAAGCCCAUGUGAGUAUUUGAAGCAUUGUAAUGCUUUAGACUGUAAUAAUCUUGAUUCGAUGCAAUAAUAUUCAUUUCUUUCAUGCGUCGAAUAUUCAAUUAUCAUUGCAUUCUUCUACCGGAAGUUAAAUAUUGUUAACCGGAAGUUUGAUCAUUAUUGCAAUUUUCUACCCAAAGUCGAAUCCUCGUUUCACUGUUCUGCCGGAAGUUGAAUAAUCAGUUUAUUGUUCCACAGGAAGUUGGAACUGGAAUUCGUUGAUGCAUAAUUUUAUUUUGUUUCCUAGGUACAAAGAGUAUCGAAGUUAAAUGUGAUUAGCUUAUUUUGUAUGAAUCGCACUGUAAUUAUUGUUAAUACAACGCCGACAUUC